UAUUCUACUGAUUCCCUUCCAAUCUCCCUCUAUAAAUACUCACUAUUCCACAUACCCUUCUUCAUCACUAGCUACUACACAUACUAACUAACAACACCAAUAUAUAUAUAUGGCUUCUUCUUCUUUUUCUUCAAUGGCUGUUAUUGUCUCAAUGGCUUUACUUCUUCUUCUUGUUAAGAGCUCAUCAGCUCAGCUUUCCACUAACUUCUACUCCUCUUCUUGCCCUAAGUUAUUCUCCACUGUUAAAUCUGGAGUUCAAUCAGCCAUCUCAGCGGAGAAGCGAAUGGGCGCUUCGCUUCUUCGGCUUUUCUUCCAUGAUUGUUUUGUCGAUGGUUGUGAUGGUUCCAUUCUGUUGGAUAAUACAUCAAACUUCACAGGUGAGAAGGAUGCAUUGCCUAACAAGAACUCAGUCAGAGGGUUCGAUGUCAUUGAUAAGAUAAAGAAACAAGUUGAGAAAGCUUGUCCUGGAGUUGUCUCUUGUGCUGAUAUUCUAGCCAUUGUUGCAAGAGACUCUGUCGUCAUUCUUGGAGGACCAAACUGGAAUGUGAAGUUGGGAAGGAGAGAUUCAACAACUGCAAGUGAAUCAGCAGCAAACAACAACAUACCUCCACCAUCAUCAAGCUUGAGCAAUCUCAUCUCUAAGUUCUCUGCUCAAGGCCUCUCCACCAAAGACAUGAUUGCCCUCUCUGGAGCACAUACAAUAGGGAAAGCAAGAUGCAUUUCAUUUAGAGCUCACAUUUACAAUGAUAGUGACAUUGAUAACUCAUUUGCAAAGACAAGGAGAGCCAACUGCCCUAGCAAGUCAGGUUCAGGAGACAAUAACUUGGCACCACUUGACUUUGAAACCGACACCGAGUUUGAUAAUUACUACUACAAAAACUUGAUCAUCAAGAAGGGACUUCUUCACUCUGACCAAGAACUCUACAAUGGUGGCUCUGCUGAUUCUCAAGUUAAAUCUUAUGCUAACAGUGAGAGCACCUUUUUCUCAGACUUCACUGCAGCCAUGAUCAAUAUGGGAGAUAUUACUCCUCUCACUGGUUCUAAUGGGGAGAUUAGAAAGAAUUGCAGGAAGAUUAAUUAAGUCAAAUGAGUUAUUAAUUACUUCUUGUUAACUUAAUUGUUAUCCAAGUGUAUGUUUAUUUGUGAGUUGUUGUGGUCUAUAUAUAAUUAGAGUCCAUGCAUGCAUGCAUGUACUCAUGAUAUCUUUUAAGUUAUUUCAAGUGUUCAAAGUUGGUGUAUGGUUUAAUUAUCUUUUAAGUGGAAAGAAUAUUGAUU
Messenger RNA from Dioscorea cayenensis subsp. rotundata (Guinea yam), 1275 nucleotides. RefSeq names its product peroxidase 4-like. Lineage: Eukaryota; Viridiplantae; Streptophyta; Magnoliopsida; Dioscoreales; Dioscoreaceae. The record is from RefSeq and is a predicted model, not a curated record. Bases 110 to 1081 code for a protein of 323 amino acids. Gene Ontology annotation, molecular function: peroxidase activity; heme binding. Gene Ontology annotation, biological process: response to oxidative stress; hydrogen peroxide catabolic process. The transcript has 4 exons.